Cariama cristata (Red-legged seriema) is the source of this 867-nucleotide messenger RNA. Its product is annotated as antigen-presenting glycoprotein CD1d-like. Gene Ontology annotation, biological process: positive regulation of T cell mediated cytotoxicity; immune response; antigen processing and presentation, endogenous lipid antigen via MHC class Ib. The record is from RefSeq and is a predicted model, not a curated record. Gene Ontology annotation, cellular component: external side of plasma membrane. Gene Ontology annotation, molecular function: lipopeptide binding; endogenous lipid antigen binding; exogenous lipid antigen binding. The transcript is spliced from 6 exons. Bases 1 to 867 code for a protein of 288 amino acids. Lineage: Eukaryota; Metazoa; Chordata; Aves; Cariamiformes; Cariamidae.
AUGCAGCCCCCUCACCUCCUCCUCUUCCUCUUUCUCCCUUUCAUCCUCCCCGAGAUGUGGGCAGACCCAGAGGAGCCGCAGGUUUUGCAGAUACUUCAGACCAGCUUCUUCGCCAACAUCAGCUCUGCUGAGAUGUCUUGCGUGGCUUUCCUGGGGGAUGUGCCCAUCUUUGCACUGGAUCCUGACAACUGGAGCAUCUACUUUCACUGGCCCUGGGCCAGCCAGGCCGCAGCCGAGGGUGAUGUAGAGAACAUCAAGUCUCACUCCAAACUCUUCCUGCGCAAUAUGGUCCGAUAUGUGCACAAAACAGCCCAGCAGGCACAACUGGACUACCCAUUGGUGGUCCAGAUCCGUGUGGGCUGUGUGCUGCACCCCAACGGGACAAGCUGGGGCUUCCUGAAUAUCGGGGAGGGUGGCGAAGACCUCAUAUCUUUCGAGGUGGAGAGGCAGCGCUGGGAGCCCCAGAAGCCAUUCCCGCUAGCAGAGCUGGUCAGAAAGUCUCUCACCAGCAAUAGGGCUAUCACAGGGCUUCUGGAGCACCUCCUCUCCAUCUCCUGCCGGAGCUACAUCCUUACCCUGCGCAAGUAUGGGAGGACAGAUCUGGAGAGACAAGAGCCACCUGUGGCCACAGUCUUUGUCUGCACACCCAGCCCAGCUCAGCUCCUGCUGGUUUGCCGCGUCACCGGCUUCUACCCACGGCCCAUCAGCGUGGCCUGGCUGCGGGAUGGCCAGGAGGUGCCACCAGGCCCGGCACUCAACACCAGCGCCAUCCCGCCCAACGCUCUGUCGGGGGCGUUUGGUGGUGGAAGUACAGGAUGGUUUUGUGUUGGGAUCUCCUCCACUCCUGACUCCUACUCCCACGCCUGA